Messenger RNA from Magallana angulata, 2193 nucleotides. RefSeq lists its product as uncharacterized. The transcript has a single exon. The record is from RefSeq and is a predicted model, not a curated record. Lineage: Eukaryota; Metazoa; Mollusca; Bivalvia; Ostreida; Ostreidae. The coding region runs from base 73 to 2103 and encodes 676 amino acids.
GCAACGAAUCACGGAUGAGUGCAAAUAGUAAUUUCCCUUUUCUUUUACUUGACAAUAUCACUUAUUACAUCCAUGGUGCUUUACAGUAAAAUGGCGGUCAAAAACAUUUCUGAGUCAGUCUAUGUUGGACUUUGUGACAAGGUAGGGACUCCACAACAGGUUGCCUUCAGAAGAGAGAUUUCCUACGUAUCCGAUUUGUUCCUGAAUCAAGUUCAAAAAAGAUUCGGUGAUGACGAUUAUCUUAGCGGUAAUGGUGUGAACAAAAUCGUAGUUACUGGAAGUCAUAGAGAAGGAUUCAGAUUAAAUGGAUCUGAUAUUGAUUUUAUGCUCUGUUAUAACUGUCCAGUGAUUUGGAAUUUUACUCAGUCCCAGUUUUACAACAUACAAAGACAGGAGGUGAUCCUCUGUGACAGUUCAGAGAGUCCACCAGGAUUCACUUUACUUUUGUUACCAACGGAAGAAAGUAAUGGUUAUUUUUUGCCAUUUCGUGUUAAGAUAAAUGGGAGACUUUACAUAUCAAGUUCCAAACACAGAGAAAUGACCCUAUCGCGCGGUUGUACAAUACAUGGACCAUGUAGUUCUGUUAGAUACGAAGAUGUAGAAUUCGAUUUUGCCAAAUGUUUUGCUAGUGAUUUUUGGCCUCCUUCUGCAAUCCCGUGGAUAUAUAGAUGUCACCAUUGGCCCCCAGUCCAUGUUGUCAACGAAAUUGUCAGUAACGGAUGCCACGUUGUAGCAAUAGGACACAGACUAGGAAACCAUGCAGACGAUGAAUGGAGAAUAUCGUUUUCUCAAGCUGAAAACAGACUUGUGUACUCAAUGAAUCACACACAAUUCUUAACUUAUGGUUUAUUGAAAUUGUUCUUAAAGGAAAUAAUCAACAAGGGGUUGAGAGAGGAAGACAAACUACUGUGUUCUUACCACAUGAAGACAGUUGUUUUUUGGGCCAUUCAACAAAAUGUACUGUCUCAUUGGGGGUCACAAAAUAUUUUAGCAUGUUUCUGGGUCUGCUUUAAACUUCUUCUUAAAUGUGUGUAUGAUGGGGUUUGUCCUAAUUUUUUUAUUCCAUUAAACAACAUGUUUUUGGGCAAAAUCCAUGGUGGAGCGAGAACAGAUUUAUUUAAACAACUUUAUGAGUUGUAUAAAAAGGGUAUAGCAUUAUUGCUUCACAGCCCUUCUAUCAGGUCUUAUAUAGUUGAUAUCCUAUGUAAUCCCGGGACAACGGUUUGUGCUGCUGAAACUGCAUUGAUGUCUGGCAAUGAAUUUAAUUCCAAAUUGCUUCUUGAAAUUGAAACUCAUUUAUGGUCCCAUCUUGAGACAGGCCUAUUAAGAUGCAUUAACGACUUACAAGUUGUAGAACAGUUCAUUGGAUUACCUCUGACUUGGUUUCAAUUAGCAUGGUUACAAAAAAUGGGGUGUAAAUAUUUUCAGGAUACUGCUUUUAACUUAUAUCACACAUACAAAAAUACAGCAUCGAACAGAAGUCUGUAUAUUGCUGACAAAAUAGCCUGUCACCUGCUGAAACUGGCAGCCAAGUUUGGGGUUGGUAAUGAUGUCUUGUAUUUAAGUAUGUAUUAUUACAAAACAUUCAGAUACAGAAAAGCUUUAUUUGUUUUACAGAUGGCAAAUCUCAUCACUGAUAUAGUAUAUUUUGACUUAAAAAACGAUGCCGAGACCACAAGGGGACACUCUCUAUCAUCACUGUUCAGAAAUACUCUGAUAAAAUUUGUCUUUCUUCAAACUGACAUUUCAUACAUUGAUGAAUUGAUACUAGAACAAGAGUUUGCGAAGAAAACUGUAAAAGGCACACUGAAUAUACCAGGUUCAGUUAUCUUACACAUGUUAGAAUUUCUGUGUUUUAGACAUGUUGACUCAGUGAGGGCUCAAGAAUCCCUAGAUUCUCUACAGGUCGUGGUACAAGGUGUAUUAGGCGAUGCUAUUUCAUGGGAGAUUCUGGGGAUCUGUCAACAGAUUGCAGGAAACAUCCACGCUGCCCUGUACUCAUACCAAAUGGCACUAUGUAAGAGUAAAGACAAUGAUUCUGUUUUACAUACUGUUGCCAUACAGAGAAUACAGGAAUUAGAGAGCAACCAUUACAUUCCUUGAGUUAACACAAACUUUAGAAUAAAAAUUGCAAUACUGAUGUAAUAUGUUUUAUGUGAUGUUUAAUUAUAUUAUAUAUUGAUAAAAAAAAAA